AUGAGCGUGCCUAGACGUGCUUACCAUUUGCUCUAUUUGAGCAUCAUAGCUACACUCAUAUGGCUGCAUAGCCAGAGAGCUGCUAGAGAUGUGAGCCCAGCACACAUUGCAGUGCAGGAUCCGCUCUUCGAGUCCAUACGCGUGCUCUGCCUGGUGAUCUAUGACUACAAGCAACCUGUAGCUGCAAAGUAUAUAAAACGCACUUGGGGUCAGCACUGCAAUGUGCUGCUCUUUGUUGCUGGCCAGCUGGAUGCGGAGCUGGAGCCGUUUGUGCCGCUCGAGAACUGCACGGACAAGUCGCUGCUGGCGCGUGAAGGUCUCAACUACGCCUAUGAAUAUUACAAAGACGAUGCCGAUUGGUUUCUACGCAUCGAUGACUUUAGCUUUGUUGCUAUGGAAAAUCUGCGCUAUAUGUUGGCAAAGCAUAAACCAAAGCAGGCGCUAUAUAUGGGCUAUGAGCUGCGAGAGCCGCUGAAUAAACAGGCGUUUAAUUAUUGGAGGUGUGGCUAUGUGUUGAGCUGGGAAGCGCUGAGACGCUUUCAAGCGGAGAGCAAGUACUGUGGACAGCGCUGGGAGCAGCGCUUGAAGCUAAGUCGCUGCUUGAGGCAGGCGGGAGUUGCCACUGCCAGCAGCACCGAUGAGCUUGGCUAUGAAACAUUUAUACCCAUAGCUAGCUUCGAGCUAUUUCUGGAAGACAAACAUCUUGACGGACAUGCAGCUCAGGGCGUAAGUAUUUCAUUUAAUGCUGCAUAA
Molecule: messenger RNA, 753 nt
Organism: Drosophila busckii
Lineage: Eukaryota; Metazoa; Arthropoda; Insecta; Diptera; Drosophilidae
Product: glycoprotein-N-acetylgalactosamine 3-beta-galactosyltransferase 1-A
Exons: 3
Coding region: 1-753 (250 amino acids)
Cellular component (GO): membrane
Molecular function (GO): N-acetylgalactosaminide beta-1,3-galactosyltransferase activity
Source: RefSeq, a predicted model, not a curated record